Messenger RNA from Passer domesticus (house sparrow), 4195 nucleotides. Its product is annotated as histamine H3 receptor-like. Gene Ontology annotation, cellular component: dendrite; plasma membrane; synapse. The record is from RefSeq and is a predicted model, not a curated record. The transcript has 4 exons. Gene Ontology annotation, biological process: adenylate cyclase-inhibiting G protein-coupled acetylcholine receptor signaling pathway; G protein-coupled receptor signaling pathway, coupled to cyclic nucleotide second messenger; chemical synaptic transmission. The coding region runs from base 1707 to 2906 and encodes 399 amino acids. NCBI's taxonomy places the organism in Eukaryota, Metazoa, Chordata, Aves, Passeriformes, Passeridae. Gene Ontology annotation, molecular function: histamine receptor activity; G protein-coupled acetylcholine receptor activity; G protein-coupled serotonin receptor activity.
CCUUUACAAACAUCAGCUAUAGGGACGGACUAUUCUUGUGCAUGGAGAUUGCUGUCCUUAGAGGCCGUCAGCUUCCUGGAGCUCCUUGUCUUUUGGAUUUGUCUCCUAUGGGAUUCCCACUACUAAUUCCUAAACAGAAGUCUGCUCACCUGAAGCCCAUGGCCUCCACUGCUACUGUCCUUCCUCAUCCCCUUUAAGAUCCUGAGUUCCACUACCUCAUCAUCACUACAUCCGUGUCUGGCACUGAUAGCACAUUCCCACACAGCUCCUCUUUACCACUGAACAGGUGAUUCAGCUGUGCAUCACCCCCAUUAGCCCAGGCAGGACUUGUAUCUGAAAGUUCCCCCUGACAGCCUCCAGGAACCUUGUUCACUGCUACCACCUGAUGUGUUGCACUUCCAGCAGAUGCCAUGAAUGCUAAAGUCCUACAUAAGAAGCAGGUUCUGUGGUCCAGAAGCUUCCUUGAAUUGCUUAAAGAGCCUUAAUCACCUCCCUCACCCUGAGCUCUGCAAUGUGCUCUCACCCUAAUGUCACCCAUGGCAAGUGUGGCUUGGUGACUGCACUCCAGUCCUUCCUCUAUGCUUCCCAGGCUGCAGCUGUGCACACACAUCUAAGGCAGCCGUGUCUCAUUGCCACGUUUUGCCAUUCCUGAGGUCUCUUCUGUUUCUGUCAUCCUUACAUCUUUUGCUUUAAUGACUCUUUACAACAUAAUUCCCUUUGUUCCUCAAUAUGGUAGCAGAGCACUGCAUCUUUCCUUCCCACAUCUUGCCCACCCUCUCUUUCCUUGUUUUUUGCCUUACAUCUUCCCUGUACCUGGCAUUAUGGUUGCAGUUUGAAAUGCUGGUCACUUGGUGUGCCAUGGUGCUGCAGAGUCAGUGAGUGUCAGCCACAGCCAUGGCCUACCAAAUUCUGUGCACUCCCAUCAAAAUAAAUGGAGUUGGGCUGAGGAAGAGAUAUCUUUUCUCACACCUGAAAAGAGCUAAAGGUUUGGUAAUUCAUGGAGUAAAAGCUUAUCUAGGAUUCCUUGUCAGGGCAGGAUUAGAUGGCCCACACCAUAAAGACCUCUGAAGUCCAAGUAUUUGGUUUGUUCUGCCCAGAAUUUCUGGUUAGAGUGAGCUGAAGAGGUAUUGGUGAUGCUUCUGCUGCAUGGAACUGUAUUACAAAUGCUCUGUAACCAGCAACACUAAGAAAUAUCUCUCUGUUAUUUACUGUAAAAUUUAAAAAGUGACAUAGAAGCAAGUGUGAAAGUGUUUACGUUUUACUGUAAGGGAAAUAGAAUUGUAAUAAUUUUAAUCCUGUUCACCGCUGUGGAGGUGAAAAUGAGAUAUGGUUUUAACUUCAGCACAAUUUGAUGUGCAAAACCACUCACACAUUGCUAAUACGUAAACUGCUUGACUGUGAAAAGAAUUAUCUUCAGACAAGCUUUUUUGACAUUAGUAGUUAAGGAUCCAUGUCCAGGAAGGACACUGAUUAUGAGUUGUCAUUUCUAAGGCCAAUACCUAUCAUCCAAUAUCUAUUGGAAUUCAGAUCAAGAAAUGUCAGAGAGCCCACGUCUUGAAGUCUUGUGUUCAAUAAUUUUAUAUUGUGAAUCUUUUCUUUUUAUAUUUCAGUAUUCAGCCCAGCCUGUUAAUAGACUUGUCUCAACCUUUCGGAUAACUUUGCCAGAGAGAACUUCCUUCCCAGACUGACCUGACUGGAUACCCACCAUGCACAACAGCACCACCGAAAUUCCACCCACGGCUGCGACGUGUAACGAGACUUGGCCCACCCAGUCGCCCAGCUCCGAGUUCUCCCUGGGUGUGUUGGUGCUGCUGGCUUUCCUCAUGGUGUUGCUGUGUCUGGUGACCAUCCUUGGAAACAUGCUGGUGAUCCUUGCUUUUGUUAUGGACAGAAACCUCAGGCAUCGGAGUAACUAUUUCUUUCUGAAUCUUGCUGUUUCUGACUUUGCAGUGGGUGUGUUCUGUAUGCCCCUGUACAUCCCUUACAGCCUGACAGGAAAAUGGCACUUGGGAAGAGGAAUCUGCAAGCUCUGGCUGGUCAUGGACUAUCUCCUCUGCACAGCUUCAGUGUUUAACAUUGUUCUUAUCAGCUAUGACCGUUUCCUGUCAGUUACUAAAGCUGUAUCUUACAGAGCUCAGCAGGGAAUAACAUCCAACCCUGCCAUCAAGAUGGUGGCCAUCUGGGUCUUAGCAUUCCUCCUGUACUGCCCAGCCAUCCUGUUUUGGGAGCACGUGGCUGGACACAGCGUGGUAGCGGUGGAUCAGUGCUACGCCGAGUUCUUCAACAACUGGUACUUCCUGCUGUGUGCAUCCACCCUGGAGUUCUUUGUGCCGCUGCUCUUGGUGACCUACUUCAACGUGCACAUCUUGCACAGCAUCCAGCGGUGCCAGCGGCGUGGCAGCGUGCAGGACUGUGAGCCUCCCAGGAGCAGCAGCCUGUCCUGGAGGUUCUGUGGCUUGCCGAGGCCAGGAGCAUCAUCUCCUUCGUCAGAAGCAGAGGACAGUGUUUCUUCUUCCAUGAGACCAAAGAAAGAGUCUUUGGGAAUUGACUGCUCAUCUCCAUCCAGAGACAAUUCUGUAACCCCAGAAAAUGACUUUUCUGUUUCCUGCUGUGCAAAGACCAGAUCAAAACUGCAGCGGGACAAGAAAAUAGCGAAGUCUCUUGCCAUAAUUGUCUGUGUGUUUGCCAUUUGCUGGGCCCCAUACUCUUUAUUAAUGAUUAUCCGUGGGCCCUGCCAGGGAACUUGUGUCCAUAACUUCCUGUAUGAAGCAACCUUUUGGCUUUUGUGGAUCAAUUCCUCUUUGAACCCAUUUCUUUACCCUCUCUGCCAUGUUAAAUUUCGAAUGGCUUUUCUGAAAAUAUUAUGUCACAAAAAGUUUGCAACACUGAGGUCAGGUUCUUUUUAGAAGGAAGAAGAAAAAUUAAGUUCAAGAGGAGCUGGAUGAGGGAUGUAAGUAGGCACUGUUUGAAAUUAGAUUUAGUCUUUUCCAGGAGAUUAAACUAGUUGCAAAAUUCUAAAUAAGCCUUCUGUGAAAUAUCCGCCUGCAGGCAAAUGUGCAUGACCAAGAUUUGUGUACUUUUUCCAGCUAUUUGAAUUGGUAAUUUAAAGGCUAUUGCCUCUGUCUGACUUUUCAGAGUAGUCUAUCCAAAUUAUCUUAAUUCUGAUUGUAAUUGAAAAUGUUGUCUUCAAUUGAAGUACCUCAUAUAUUUGUGUUCACAGGUGACAUUAGUUAAAAAUACAAUAAAGUUGUAUAUUACCCAUAGGGUCAAUAGUAUUCUAAAGUUGCUAUGUUCUCUCUUCUACCUCUUUUGAACAAUUUGCAUUUAGAACCUGUUUUUUUGCCUAUAUGAAACAUUGAAUGAAGUUAUGAUUUUUGUUGCCAGGUAUAUAGCAGAAUUACUUCCUUUCACAAAAGGUUUUUGGCCAUCAGAAGCAAAUAGGAACUACUUUCAAAAACUUGGAUGUAUGUGUUCACUGCAGAAGGGCAUUGCUCACUAUAUUUGCUCAGAUGCAGCAGUAGAGAAUUCAGGUGUGCAAAGCAUUUAUGUGGAUGUCCAGCUAUUCUGCAAAAAACCAGCCUUCUUCAGAUGUAGUUUUGAGAGAUCAUAGAAAAAGAAGUAUUUGUGCUUACCCCUUGUGGGGGAAAAUCCAGUUCUGUUUCUGUUACAAGUCCUCAGCUGGAGGCUGUGAUAAAUGGUAUAUUUCUUACACACUGUGUAAGGCUGUGUUUGUUUUUCUGCAUGAGCCAGGAAAAUGGCUGUCCUAGAUGGCUGCCUGUAGUAUGUGUGGUGAGAACUGAGAGAGCUUGGAUGUGAACUUCUUUCAGUACACACUUUCCGUACUGUUAAGGAUUAUUUACUUUCAUGGCUCUGGAAUUACCAGGUAUUAACUCCCUUACUAAAUAAACAGGUGUAACUUUAAAAUGUAAACAAUUUAUUUUCAUCACACAGUCAGUAAGUAUAAGGCUAGAAAAUAAAUGGAAGAAUGAAAACUAAAGAAAUGUGAGAGGUAUUUGGUGUCCAUUUUAUCUUUUUUUUUUUUUUGUGUAUAUUCAUAUAUGAUAUUAGUGUAUUUUACUUAAUCUUCUGAAUGUUCUUCUAGGCUGAACUACCAUUUAAUCACAAUUAUAUGUUUUGCUAUACUAUAUGAGAAUUUAUACUCUUCUAUUUAUACAAAUUACACAUGUAUUCAGCA